Molecule: messenger RNA, 3037 nt
Organism: Sorex fumeus (smoky shrew)
Lineage: Eukaryota; Metazoa; Chordata; Mammalia; Eulipotyphla; Soricidae
Gene: ATXN1L
Product: ataxin 1 like
Exons: 3
Coding region: 451-2517 (688 amino acids)
Biological process (GO): regulation of DNA-templated transcription; anatomical structure development
Cellular component (GO): nucleus
Molecular function (GO): protein binding; RNA binding
Source: RefSeq, a predicted model, not a curated record
CUGACGCCAUCUCCGCGCGCCCGGCUUGGGGGGGGCGCUGGGUGUGGGGCGGCUCCGGGGCCGGGGAUGGCGGCGGCCGCUGUGGCGGCGGCUCCGGGACGAGCAGGAGGAGCCCGAGGAGCGCCGUGAAAUGGGCCGGCUCCUAAGAGAGCAGGGAGGACACUGCUUCUUAACUCCAGCUGCUUCGAAGCCCCACCCAAAGCUCAGGUAAUCCAGGCACUUUGGAGACCCUGUUGCAGAAACACAUCUGGGAAGCAGCGUGGGAAAACAGGACUGAGUGUAAUAGACAUGGCCUUUGAAUCCCAGGAACUGGAGCCUGAUUCAGAGAAAUAGAUGUGGGCGCCCCAGCCAGCAGCAGCGCGGGGUGCAGGGGAGCCACAGAGAAGCCCCUUCUGAUGCCCCAGGGAGCACGCCGCCUCCUCCCAGGCUCCAGGAACACCGCAAAGCAAUAUGAAACCUGCUCAUGAAAGGAGCCAGGAAUGCCUUCCGCCAAAGAAACGAGACCUCCCAGUCGCCAGCGAGGACAUGGGGAGAACUACCAGCUGCUCGACCAACCACACACCCUCCAGUGAUGCCUCCGACUGGGCCCGAGGGCUGGUGGUGGCUGGGCAGAGCCAGGCCGGAGCCAGGGUCAGCCUGGGGGGCGACGGAGCCGAGGCCAUCGCCAGUCUGACGGUGGACCAGUAUGGCAUGCUGUAUAAGGUGGCUGUGCCGCCGGCCACCUUCUCCCCCACCGGCCUCCCUCCGGUGGUGAACAUGAGUCCCUUGCCCCCCACGUUUAAUGUAGCGUCUUCACUGAUUCAGCACCCAGGAAUCCACUACCCCCCGGUCCACUAUGCUCAGCUCCCCUCCGCCUCCCUCCAGUUCAUCGGGUCUCCGUACAGCCUGCCCUAUGCCGUUCCGCCCAGCUUCCUCCCGAGCCCCCUCCUCUCGCCCCCCGCCGGCCUCACCACCUCUCACCUGCCACACUUUGUGCCAUAUGCCUCACUCUUGGCAGAAGGAGCCACUCCUCCCCCGCAGGCGUCCUCCCCAGUCCACUCAUUCAGCAAAGUCCCCACUGUUACCUCCCCGCCAGGGCAGCUGCCCCAUCCCGCGAGCACUCAGCCCCUGGACCUCGCCCCAGGCCGGAUGCCCAUUUAUUAUCAGAUGUCCAGGCUGCCUGCCGGCUACACCGUGCAUGAAACCGCUCCAGCAGGUGCCAGCCCGGCCCUCGCCCCUCAGGAGGGCCAGUCUGCUCUGGACGCCACCACUGCCAAUGGACAGCGACAGCGAGAGCGAAACGUAGCGCGAAGAGAAAGCGAAGCCCUGGAGUCGCCCAGCAGCAAGAGCGAAGGCCAGGCGCUGGGGCCGGCGGUGGAGUGCGUGGUGGACGGACAGUUGUUUUCAGGUUCGCAGAGUGCACGGGUGGAGGGGGCAGUGCCGGCUCACCGAGGGACCCCCGACACUGAUCUCGAGGUCCAGCGGGUCGUUGGCACAUUAGCUUCUCAGGACUAUCGGUUGGUGGCAGCUCCGAGAAAGGACGAGCCCAGCCCCCUCAACCUGUCCCAUCAUACCCCUGACCACCAGGGGGAGGGCCGGGGGGCAGCCAGGAACCCAGCCGAGGCGGCCGAGAAAAAUCAGGCCCGAGGGUUCUACCCGCAGCCCCAUCAGGAAGCCGCGAGACACAGACCCUUACCCAAAGCGAUGGUGGUAGCCAACGGCAACCUGGUGCCCACCGGAACUGACCCAAGCCUACUCCCUGUGGGCUCGGAGAUCCUGGUGGCGUCAAGUCUGGAUGUGCCGACCAGAACCUCCUUCCCAGACAAGGAGCCCACGCCGCCCCCUGUCCCCGCCGCCCACUUGCCCUCCCACUUCAUGAAAGGCGCCAUCAUCCAGCUGGCCACCGGGGAGCUGAAGCGGGUGGAGGACCUCCAGACCCAGGAUUUCGUGCGCAGUGCCGAAGUGAGCGGGGGACUGAAGAUUGACUCGAGCACGGUGGUGGACAUUCAGGAGAGCCAGUGGCCUGGGUUCGUCCUGCUGCAUUUUGUGGUGGGUGAGCAGCAGAGCAAAGUGAGCAUCGAGGUACCCCCCGAGCACCCCUUCUUCGUGUAUGGCCAGGGCUGGUCGUCCUGCAGCCCCGGGCGGACUGCACAGCUCUUCUCCCUGCCCUGCCAUCGGCUCCAGGUGGGCGAUGUCUGCAUCUCCAUCAGUUUACAGAGCUUGAACAGUCACCCCGUGUCCCAGGCCAGCUGCGCUCCCCCAGGCCAGCUGGGGCCUCCCCGGGAGAGGCCCGAGAGGACAGUCUUGGGACCCAGAGAGCAGUGUGACAGUGAGGCGCAGAGCGAGCCAUCAGGCGAGGGCCCCCGGGGGGUGGAGCCCUCGGCGGCGGAGCCCGGUGCUCAGGCCUGCCGGCCGGCUCCCAACUUCCAAAGAUACGGCGGCCAGGGGCCGGAGGCGCGGGCCGCGCUGCUCAGGCCCUCCUUCAUCCCGCAGGAGGUCAAACUGUCCAUCGAAGGGCGUUCCAACGCCGGCAAGUGAGCCUCUGCCCGGGCAGCACCGGGGCGGCCCCCCAGCAGCUGGGCCUCACCGCCAGCAGGUGGAGGAUUUGCACAUGCCAAGCAGGGACUGGCUCUCUUGGCAGUCAGGGGGGGGGGGUGGGGGGCUGGCUGGGGGGUGGGGGUGGCCCGAAGGCGGCGUUCCCCGGGCAGAGUCUGUGUUCACCCACGGCAUCCUUCUCGGAUGUGACGGGGAGCAGCAGGCCUGGGCUGAGGAAGGAAGGGGGUGCGAGCCCGAGAAGAAACAUUCCAAAUCCCAGGCCCCCCCCUUCCUCCCCCUCCCUGGCUCCCGCGAAGGCAAAGGCAGGCUCUGGGAGCAGGUGGCGAGGGAGGGAGUCCAGAAAGAGCCAAAAACUGAGGAUCCACAGCUUAGCGUAGCAGUUGAACUGUCUGAAGCUCCCCCUCUUUCGUGGUGGGAGGGAAAGGCCCCUUGGUGGAAACCAGGGUCCCACCCGGACCCCUUCUGAGAGCUCUGCACUUUAAAGAGUUGUCGGAGGCCGGAG